Molecule: messenger RNA, 785 nt
Organism: Haliotis rufescens (red abalone)
Lineage: Eukaryota; Metazoa; Mollusca; Gastropoda; Lepetellida; Haliotidae
Exons: 3
Coding region: 91-669 (192 amino acids)
Cellular component (GO): membrane
Source: RefSeq, a predicted model, not a curated record
GCCCACCUACCGUUACAGACCAGUCUGUUCCAGAAGUGACAGAAGAGCAGUUUUAUCCCAAGUUGCUUAAAUUAUCUAAUUGCAAUCACCAUGGGCAUAAAGGACAGCUUCAUGGGAGCAUCUCUGCUGAUGAAGGUGUGUUUCCUGGUACUGCUUGUGGCCCAGGUGUGUAAUUACAUCGCCUUCACCAUUCCACAGUGGGGGAAGAGAUACACGGCUCCAGUCGGAGACUUUUUCGUUGGGUACGGUUUGUGGAGGUUCUGCAGCAACUCAGAAGUGCCCUCGGCGUGUGGUCAGUUGGAUGGAACCAGACUAGACUGGUACGCCACUGUGCAAGCACUUUCUGUGUUCGGCUUUGUAGGAAUUAACGUUGCGUUCCUUGUUGUGACUCUCCAGAUAUUCUCCUCUGUGUGCAAGGGUGUCAGUGACCUCGGCUUCUGGAACGCCCUCUGCUGCUUUGUGACUGCUGCUUGUUACCUGGUGGCCGUUAUAAUCUUCGGAACGAACUUUGACGAUGGUUUCUUCACCUACAUCGGCGGAGUGAUCAUUCGCGAGGGAGAGUUCGGUUUCAGUUUCGGCUUCGCCAUUGUCGCUCUUGUCUUGGAGAUUGUGGCGGGAGUUCUGAUGUUGCUGGAUGGAAAGGGCGUCACUGUGACGUCACCGUCGUAACGAUGGCACACUCAUGAUGGUACCCCACCAUUGACUCUGUAGAUAUAUUCAACUUUCUCACCUCAGUAUGUUAUUGGUUUGUUAAACGUUAUUUCCAUUAAAUGAGUUUGUUUGUU